Messenger RNA from Gossypium raimondii (Peruvian cotton), 1293 nucleotides. Its product is annotated as protein TIC 20-IV, chloroplastic. The transcript is spliced from 3 exons. The record is from RefSeq and is a predicted model, not a curated record. NCBI's taxonomy places the organism in Eukaryota, Viridiplantae, Streptophyta, Magnoliopsida, Malvales, Malvaceae. Bases 188 to 985 code for a protein of 265 amino acids.
AUUUAAAAAGGAAAGUCAAUAACAGAUGCAUAUUCUAGAACAAACAGAAAACGGUCAUCUUUUUCUCACUCAGCAGCAACGACAGGGCUCUGAAACUUGGGCAACUACAAGGCCCUAACUAUAAAUAUCACAAGUUUCUUGCGUGCAAAGUAACUUCUCUUUUUUUUCUUUGCAUCAAGUCCAAAAAAUGGCUCCUCCAACAGCUACUCUCUCUGCCCCAAGCUACCCCAAACUCGCCCCUGUCCCCGCUCUUUGGUCUAAAGAUCCUAAUUUAAAACGACACAACCCGAGAAAUAAGUCCUCGGUUGUUGCAUUAAGCCCAAGUUUUCAGGCCAAUCCUCUGUUGUCAAGCAACAGUGGUUCACAGGGUUUCUUGUCUUCUACAGGCGCACGGUGUAAAACGAAUGUUUUACCUAUACGGUCGAGAUCUCUCUCUUUACCAAGAGCAUAUAAGGAUGACAUAUCCAAAUUUUGCUACCCUGUAAUAACCGAGAAGCCUGAAUGGUGGCUGAGGACUUUAGCCUGUAUUCCAUAUCUAAUAGCUUUGCAGACUUCCGGUACCGGAUAUUUUCUUCAUCCCUUCCUAGAACAUUACGAAAUGUUCGAAAACUUGAUUUAUUUCGUCCCGGGAGCCAUAAAGAGAUUACCUCCAUGGUUCUCAAUGAUAUAUUGCUACUUUGGAUAUGCUGGAAUUGUGAAGAACAAAGCUUUGUCUCGCUACAUUAGGAUCCAUCUCAUGAUGGGCAUGUUACUGGAAACCGCUUUCAAGUUAAUAUGGUAUACGGGCACCUUUCUCCCGCUCACACACUUUAACGGCAAUUUCAUGAUGCACUUUUGGGCCGGCAUUGGAAUCGGCUACAUCUUCGUGUUGUUGGAAUGUGUUAGGUGUGCUCUUGGUGGCAAGUGUGCUCACAUCCCUGUUAUUAGUAAUGCUGCAUAUAUACAUACUCGGUUCAAUGUAGGAGGUUUACAGAGACCAUUCUAGGAGAUCUUUAAUGGGGUUGGUUUUCACAGGACAAAAGCAAUUGCUUAGGGUCUAUUUGAGGAGUUGUAGAGUUUUUUUUUUGUUAAAAUGUUGUAUCAAAAUAAAUUUUUGGAGAGAAAUCCAAAAAUAGGUGGAUAAUGCAUUUCAGCGAAUUCGAAUUACGUUUGAAUCCUCUUGUAUUAGUAAUAUUGUCCACGCCAAUCGAGUUAAGACUCAAUCGGUGGAGAGAAACUUUUAAUAUUGUUUUUAAAUUAGCUUGUAUUUUACUUAUUCUCCUGAUAAUUGAAUAAUAAUUAUCCAUUGAUAAA